GAUGAGAAGCGUCGAGUUGAUAGUAUGUGAACCUUUUCUCCAGAUUGUGACCAGUCCGAGAAGCCACUGCCACUUGGUACCCUUCAGCCGAAAAGGACUCAGCGCAGGCUUUGCCGACGCCGGAACCAGCACCGAUGAUGAGCGCGACGGGUGACAUGUCGGAGAGACAGGGGAAAAGGGUAGUUCAGUGGCUUAGUCUGACCUCAUUUGUUGAGGUAGACGCUUACUUAUUAUAUACAGUAUGCCACUCUGCUGACCGAGCUUCGGACGGAAUUCGGCGACCCGAACUAAUCGAAAGACUUUUUUGCGUUACUGCAGGACCCUCAAACGGGUUUCGGCUGAAACGACUUUGUCCAUCCGCCCAUGUCUGCGUAGAUCGGCGGAAGAGAGGGCAGCUGAAAGACCGUAGGAUGAUCAUGUGGAUGCAUGGAAACCCGCUGCCCAGUGACAAAGGAGCGUCUGCUUCGGACGAACUGUAUGAGGUUUUCCGACUCGGCGGACCGGGCUGCCACUUUCUUUUUGGAGCAAAGGGCGAGUUUGAACUGGAAGGUGCUCAAAUCAUCAAUCUUGCGCCCCCGCUUCGCUGGCCAUAUGGUCUGUAACCACUCUUGAGUCCUAGAAUGGCUCACAGAGGCAAAUUGUCCAUACAAAGGAUGAAU
This is a messenger RNA of Kockovaella imperatae, 659 nucleotides long. RefSeq lists its product as hypothetical. NCBI's taxonomy places the organism in Eukaryota, Fungi, Basidiomycota, Tremellomycetes, Tremellales, Cuniculitremaceae. The record is from RefSeq and is a predicted model, not a curated record. The transcript has a single exon. Bases 135 to 602 code for a protein of 155 amino acids.